This is a messenger RNA of Oppiella nova, 789 nucleotides long. NCBI's taxonomy places the organism in Eukaryota, Metazoa, Arthropoda, Arachnida, Sarcoptiformes, Oppiidae. The record is from the annotation of a GenBank genome assembly.
AUGGAUCGACAUCUCAUUGAUCUGAACGCAGAGAUCCAUAAAUAUCUGUCAAAAGAUUUCUAUCCGUUUAAGACAUUCAACGGAUCGGCAGUUAAUAUAACCGUUCGUGAAGUCAUGUCUCAUAUGGCAGGCCUUCAUGUGAGUGUAUUUCCCGAUGAUUUUGACAAUUACUUGAUAAGACGUGCGGACAAUGUAAGUCAUAAUAUCAGACCAUUCAAAAACGAGCCCUUACUGUCCAAACCCGGCACUCAAUUUAAUUACUCUAAUUACGGAUAUAUAAUGACCGGAGCUAUCAUUGAGUCCAUACUUAACAACACAUAUGAGAAUGAAAUUAAGAAAAUGUUUACCCAAUUACACAUGAAUUCAACAUUUGCUGAGAGACGAGAAAUGAUUGUUAAACACAGACCACAAUACUAUCAAUUAUCAAACGAAACAUCCGGGACAUUGCAAAAGUCUGAUAUAAUCGAUGAAUUGUUUUUAUACGAGGGUUGGUGGCCCGCAGGGGGUAUCAUAUCAACGGCGGACGAUAUGUUACGGUUUGCAAAUGCUAUGCUAUCUGCAUAUCAUGGCAAAGAUCAAGUACAGGAGUUGUGGACACCAGAAACCAUUGGCAAAAUUAAACCCGAUUGGAUGGGUGAUAAUGAAUAUGUUACUCACUACCCGGAUGACCUACCCUACCCCUAUAAGACCCUAAUUUGGCACGAUGGAGGACUGACCGGUGUAUCAACUCAUCUGAUUAUAUUUCCCAAAGAAAAUAUGGUAGGACUGACGUCGUCCGCAGUUUCGUAA